Molecule: messenger RNA, 1583 nt
Organism: Drosophila nasuta
Lineage: Eukaryota; Metazoa; Arthropoda; Insecta; Diptera; Drosophilidae
Gene: PolD3
Product: DNA polymerase delta subunit 3
Exons: 1
Coding region: 134-1447 (437 amino acids)
Biological process (GO): DNA replication; DNA strand elongation involved in DNA replication; DNA synthesis involved in UV-damage excision repair
Cellular component (GO): nucleus; delta DNA polymerase complex
Molecular function (GO): DNA-directed DNA polymerase activity
Source: RefSeq, a predicted model, not a curated record
AUAAUUGCCCAGCUGUUUUGCGCCGGCAUUUCAGCGCCUUUUUGUUGCGCAUUGCGUAUUUUCGCGUUGUGUUGUCGUGUUAUUAUCAAAUUAUAUUUUACGAAAAACUCUUGUUUUCACGUGUGCGCACAAGAUGUCGCUGCAAGAAGCACUCGAUGAUUGUCUAAUUGACUUUGAUAGACGAGUGCUGGUCACUGAUUUGCUGGAAAAGUACAAAUUAACGUAUAAAGAAGCUCACGAAACCCUCGAGGCGCACAUUAAACAACAGGAACGCGCCAACAACAAGUUCGAGAAACGCUUUCUCGUACAUGGCAUGAAAGCGAAUGGCGACGGCGAGCUGUAUACGAUUGUGCAAGGUGAAGACAAGUUAAAGGAAUGGCUGGGCAAAUUGCAAAACUCACAAUCGCAGCUGUAUUCCGUGGAGAUUGCUGGCGGCUCCAAGAGUGCUGCCCCCAUUUUCAAGCCUAUGCAGCAUGUCGAAGUAAAACUAGCCAAGUUGGAGGAGCGUGCAGGAGCAGCCGCAAGUAAGCCAGUGACCAACGGUACUGACCACAAGCCCUUGAACGGUAAUGGAGUGACCGCUAAGCCCGCUAGUGUCAAGGUGGAGCCAACAAAGACAACAAGCAGCAAAGUGGAGCCGACAAAGGCAACUGGCAGCAAGGUGGAGGCAGCAGCAAGCAAAGAGGAACAGAAGAAAUCGCCACCAAGCGCACAGAAAGGCAAAGGCAAAGCAGCAGCAGCUCCAUCGAAAAAGGGCAGCAUUAACAGUUUCUUUAGUGCAGCUCCUGCGGCCAAAACCGCGCAGCCGCCCAAGGAAACAAAAUCAGCGGCAGGCAGCAAAGCAGCCAGCGGCAGCAUGGACAACUUCUUCAAGAAGCAACCCACGUCCAGCGAAUCAAAGAAAUCGCCCACGGAAAGCGUGAAAAAAGAAUUAACGGAAACUAACACCUCCGUGCAGCUGUUUGAUGACGAGGAAGAAGCCUCCUCUGACGAGGAGGAGAAAUUGGAUAAGCUGCGACGCAAGGUAGUUGGCUCUGGCGAUGAGUCAGAUGACGACGACGCGGGCAGCAAGCCAAAAACUAGCAAACGUCGUCGCAUUUCGGACUCUGAGGACGAAGAGCAGCCGCAAAAGAAGUCAACAGAGUCACAGCCAAAGAAGGAGGCGGAGGUGGAGGUGGAGGAAGCGAUGGAUGUGGAUGCUGCUGCGGCCACAAACGAAACAUUUCUGGAUGAUGAUGGCUUUGUUAUAACUGUAAGGCCCAAGAAACAAGCGCAGGCGGCGACAGCGGCCAAGAAAAAGACUUCGCCGACAGCUGCUGCGGCUGCGUCUGCGCCUACUACAAAGAAAAAAUCGCCGCCAGCAUCAGCGAGUAAAGCUGGUAAAAUGGCAAAGGAGACGCCUAAAACAAAGCAAUCCAACAUCAGUAGCUUCUUUACCAAAAAGUGAUCGAGUCGGAUUUGUGGCUUUGUAUUAGUAUUACUAUUAUUUUCUCGCUUAGAAUAAGCCAAAUUUGGAAAUUGCAAAUACUUUUUAUAAUUAUUCAAAUUGUUGCUCGAUUACACUUCAUUUUCUUUGUCCCCAA